GACUAGGUAAACCCCAACUUCCCCAGAACGAGUUUUGGAGAAAGAUCGUAAUUAAGACCAUUACGUGUUAACGGGUGACUGGAGCCAAUUUUGGGCUUUAAUUUAGCAAACAAAGAAAGGGGUGGGAGUGGAACGUUUUGUAAUGGGUCAGAAAAGCUUGAAUUUUUCUGUUAAGAAGUGUAUUCCAGCUCAGUUUAACUCUGGCUUAUGUCAAGUCACUUAUCAAACAACCAAACCUUCUUGUAAGUUUGUCGAUGCUGAGUGGAGAGAAGAGCCUGGCGUUCAGCAACAACGGCGGUACACAACCGAGGAACUUUCCCGUUGGAUCCAGCGCUUUACCAAAGCGAAAAUUGCGUCGCGGAAGCAGCACGACUUGCGACGAGAGGUUUUACUUCACAAUGCCUUCAUUUUCGCCCAGUCUGAGGUCAGAUGUCGUCAAGUGGAGCGCCAGAAAAGGUGGAAGGAAUUAAAACCGUUGCUGUUUUUGGAGACGACUGCACUCGACGAGCUGGGAAGGGGAGGAGAGAAUAAAAUGGCGGCGUCGGCUCACAAAAUGGCGGAUGGCGUUCAGCAAAUGGCGGUCGAGGAAGAAAUGGAUUUGGAAAGACCUUCAACGCCCCUUCCUAGCGUAACAGCAGCCUCUAAACGUCAUCGUUGUGGUUGUUUGCCGUCCAACAGAUGUGAUUGUGGCAUAGAAGACCCCAGCAUACCUCAAGCCCACAAAAAAUUUCGCCCCUCAUCACGAGAUGAAGAUGACGAUCUGAAGAGUUUGGACCGUUUCCUUUUGUCUCUACAUUGUAACAGUCGUCAAGUCGGUUAGAUUUUGCGCCGUUUUACCGAUAUAUUCAUAAUUUCAUUUUAACGAUCUUCUUUCUGAAUGUCUGAGUUAUGGCAAUUGAUUUUUCCUCAUAGUGCUUUUGUGUUAUGCCCUGCUUUGUUUUUGUCUUACAGUUGACUGGGAGAACAUCUUCGUCUACCAAAUGUGUCCAACUGAUUGAGAUGUUGCCAUUCUCCUGCACAUUGUCAACAUGUCCAUAGCUGAGAGAUAUGGAUCACUCGGUGUCCAUGAGGUAGUUGAUGACUCCAUGAAUGAGGUGAAAGAACGAAACAUGAACCCGACUUGCUCAGGUGUGAAACUUUUCCCUUUGGGCUUAGUUCCAAACCCAUAAGUGAUCGUAAAUUUAAAAACUUAAAACAUGUUAACUCAGCAGCAUCAGACACAAAAAUCUACAUAACUAAGUGUUGGUUCAUAUUGAAUCAUUGAUUUUCAUAGUGUGGAAACAUUUCCAUGUACAGAAUGACUUGCAACUUAUGGUAAUCAAUAUAAUGGUGAUUUUCAAAGUGUAA
Daphnia magna is the source of this 1347-nucleotide messenger RNA. RefSeq lists its product as uncharacterized. The record is from RefSeq and is a predicted model, not a curated record. Bases 143 to 820 code for a protein of 225 amino acids. The transcript has a single exon. NCBI's taxonomy places the organism in Eukaryota, Metazoa, Arthropoda, Branchiopoda, Diplostraca, Daphniidae.